GAGAGGGGGGGUGGUGGGGGAAGCCAGAGGCCGCGGGAGCCACUCGCUCCCAACACGAAUCCUUCCUAAUCCACGCGCCCUCGCCAUGCCUGGAGCCGUCGCGCCCACGCUCGCUGCGGCGAGCAGCUCCACCGCCGCGGCCUCCUCGCUGGCUCCGAACCCGACAGCGCGAGGAGACCCGCUAGCUAGCAGGCCGUGCCGCAUUGCUGCUCCCGCUCCACUUGUCCCACUUGCGGCCACCGGUCGACACGUUCACGGCUGCCGCGGCGCCCCCGCGCCCCUAGCAGUCGCCAGUCCCCACCAGGCGCGGAACCUUCGCCUCCGAUUCGCGGCGGCUGCGGCGGAGGGGAUGGCUGCGGAGGCCAGCACGGCGGACGCGGCGUCGGCGGCUCAGGCGAAGCCCUUUGCCGUCCUCUUCGUGUGCCUCGGGAACAUUUGCCGGAGUCCUGCAGCUGAGGCUGUUUUCCGGAAUCUCGUAAGCAAGCGUGGGCUUGACUCCAAGUUUCAAAUAGACUCUGCUGGUACCAUAGGAUACCAUGAGGGUAACAAGGCAGACUCAAGGAUGAGAUCAGCUUCAAAGAAGCGGGGGAUUGAGGUGACCUCAAUAUCCAGACCUAUCAAACCCUCAGAUUUCCGCGACUUCGAUCUUAUCCUUGCAAUGGACAGGCAGAACUAUGAAGAUAUAUUGAACGCAUUUGAGAGAUGGAGACACAAGGAGCCCCUCCCUGACGGUGCACCCAACAAGGUUAAGCUGAUGUGCUCCUACUGCAAACGACAUACCGAGUCUGAAGUCCCAGAUCCUUAUUAUGGAGGCCCUCAGGGAUUUGAAAAGGUCUUGGAUUUAUUGGAAGAUGCAUGUGAGUCACUGCUUGAUAGCAUCGUGGCAGACAAUGCAAGCAUUUCUGCAUGACCUUGGAUAUGUACACCUGCAGGCGAUGUAAAUCUCCACUUUUUCAUCAGACAUCUUCUUUUCAGAUGCAUGGUUAUCUGUAUGCUGUAGCAUAUAUGCGCUGCUGGAGUCAUUUGAUUGCAACAUUGAUCAUGUUCCCAGGUGCUGGUUGGGAUUUGUAUCUGCCGCCAUCCUUAUGCAGCAUUCUGAUAUUAAUCCUGUAUGUGUGUCGUGGGCUGUGGCAUACAGAAACAUACUCAUCAUGGUUCCUUUCCACCCAGAUAAUCAGAAACAAUCUGAAGGGCCUACAUUCUUAUGCCCAUUUGACGUACCAA
Panicum hallii is the source of this 1224-nucleotide messenger RNA. Its product is annotated as putative low molecular weight protein-tyrosine-phosphatase slr0328. Gene Ontology annotation, molecular function: protein tyrosine phosphatase activity. The transcript is spliced from 6 exons. NCBI's taxonomy places the organism in Eukaryota, Viridiplantae, Streptophyta, Magnoliopsida, Poales, Poaceae. The record is from RefSeq and is a predicted model, not a curated record. Gene Ontology annotation, biological process: protein dephosphorylation. Bases 86 to 910 code for a protein of 274 amino acids.